AGUGGCCUCUAGUGACCAGUCCUGUGACCAGUCCUAUCAUGGGAAACAGCAGUUCCCACAAGAGGACCAAAGCACCCAAUCAGGCCAACAAGGACAGGCCACCUGACAUGGACAAAGCCCGUCACAAGCAGUUCUUCAGCCAUCUCAAGAGGAAGAAGCCAAGUUGGCGAGAGGCUCCUGACCCUGCCCGUGUGGGUGAGAACCCCCGCAUCAAGGCUGGGAAAACCAAGAUCGUGCUGCUUUUCCCGCUGGACAAGCGGCAGCAGCUGGCCGAGGCAGCGGCGGGCCCAUUUGUGAGGCCGGUGCGGCCAACUGAGGACCCGCUCGGCGCCCCAACGUGCUUCCCAGCGGUGGCGCCUAUGCUACGUGGGGCUGGCGACGGCGUGGACAGGCGCGAAGGCGCGCGCGCUCGGGAGAUGAAAAGGAUCCUGGUGCUGCUGCUGCAGCUGGACGCACGGCUGCAGGAGGAGGGGCGUCGAGUGGGAGGCAGGCCGGGGGGCGGGGCCAAGGUCCCGCAGUGCUGGCAGCCGCUGUAUGCGCACGUGCUGACCCAACGCGAUGCCUGUGGUGAAGGCGACCCCCGCGAGGAGCAGCCGCGCAAGCGGCGCCGCUGCCCUCGCCCGCGGCCCUGAGUGCCUGGCACGACCCCUAGCGCCAGGACUCUGCUCAAUAAAGAGCACAUAGCAAACCCUGUGUCUGCCACUUCUGUGCCUGCUGUCGGUCACCUGGUCAAAA
This is a messenger RNA of Mus musculus (house mouse), 735 nucleotides long. Its product is annotated as RIKEN cDNA 1700003F12 gene. Lineage: Eukaryota; Metazoa; Chordata; Mammalia; Rodentia; Muridae. The record is from RefSeq and is marked provisional. The transcript is spliced from 3 exons. The coding region runs from base 39 to 632 and encodes 197 amino acids.